CCUCUCUCUCACUCUCUCUCGCACAUAGGGCUCAUGGACUUGCUCCUCGAGUUGGCGGACGAGUUUGUGCUGGACAGCCAGUACGCGGCUGUGGCGAAUGCUACCUCUGCAAGCUACCCAUGGCUGGGAGAGCACCUUGUUCGGCAUGCGCUUCUUCGCCAGUCCCUCUCGCUCUACUUUAUCACUGCCAUUGGUGGCCUCAUCACCUACCUGGCGGUGGCCUCCUUCUCGUAUCACUUUAUCUUUGACAAGUCGCUGAUGAAGCACCCCAAGUUCAAGAAGGACCAGAUCAAGCUCGAGAUGCAGCUGGCCAUCCCGUCCAUCUUCUGGAUGUCGCUCAUUACGCUUCCAUUCUUCAUUAUUGACGUUCGUGGUUAUGCCAAGUUCUACCGCAACGUUGAUGACUACGGCUGGGGCUACCUCGUCCUCUCCAUCUUCCUCUUUAUCGCCUUCACCGACUGCUUUGUCUACUGGAUCCACCGUGGCCUCCACACUCCGUUCCUCUACAAGCACGUGCACAAGCCCCACCAUCGCUGGAUCGUCUCCAGUCCGUUUGCUUCGCACGCCUUCCACCCGCUCGACGGCGUGGCACAGUCGCUUCCCUACCACUUCUUCCCGCUCAUCUUCCCCAUGCACGCUGUGCUGUGGAUCGUCGCCUUUACGUGCGUCAACAUCUGGACGAUCUGCAUCCACGAGGGCCUGCCCAUGCCCAAGUGGUGGUUCCUCAACUCGACGGCCCACCACACGUUCCACCACUCCAAGUUCCUCGUCAACCACGGGCAGUACACCACGUUCUGGGACCGCAUCGGCGGCACGUACAUGAACCCGCACGCCGACGACGACAAGCCGGCCAAGGCCGAGUAAACCGCACCCAUGUACACA
Molecule: messenger RNA, 882 nt
Organism: Thecamonas trahens ATCC 50062
Lineage: Eukaryota; Apusomonadida; Apusomonadidae
Product: C-5 sterol desaturase
Exons: 4
Coding region: 34-864 (276 amino acids)
Biological process (GO): lipid biosynthetic process
Molecular function (GO): iron ion binding; oxidoreductase activity
Source: RefSeq, a predicted model, not a curated record